CGUGCUACUUCAGCGCAUGAGCUUUGGGAAGCUAAUGUUCGCCGGCUCCUUAAUGGAGCGAAAGAGCGUCGCUGCUGCUCGGUGUGCAGUGAAUGGAACAGCGGCUGUUUGUUAUGUGACCAUUGCGGAAUAAUUCGUCGCGUGAAAAACAACGCUGAAUUUUUUGUGCAUUCUUGCUGCUGGUAUUAUUUUUUUUCUGCAGAACCACGUGCUUUACCAUCCGGAACCUUGGAUGAGCGCUGAAACUAUUUCGACUAUUCUGCACUAAGAUAUAGCUGAAGCGUUUGUGGAUUUGUCGUGGACUGUGCUUUCCUUUCCCGUGCGUUUAAGACAAACCAGUUCUUGGAAUUCCAGCUCUGCAAACGACAGUUUUGGAAACUACGGAUUAGAACGCCAAAUCUGUGGUGCGCAAUUGUGAAACACAAGCUUAUUUGUUGUGUUUGUGUCCGCUCGUGUGGUUCCUUGUGCACCAGAGGAUGAUGUCUUACGGAUACACAUCUAAAGAACAAGUACCCAAGACACAGCGCUUUCUCUUCACCGCAGGUCGCCCAAGGCGACCGAAAUCGGUGGUGAUGGAAGGGACGCAGACGAGAGGGCGCUGCCGCCUGAAAGAAGUUCUGCACACGCCAACAUUCUCGCCGCACCACAAGGCCCCGGACAAGCCUGGACACGCUCGGUGUUGGAAGAUCGUCACCGUUAUACUUGCCUUCCUGGCCACAUCGCCUUGCGCUUACGCGAAGCCGCCGUCCAUGGGAGACACGGGCUCCACACCGUCCCUUCGCGGUCCUCGGUUCACUCUAGAACCACCGCAUCGGCUAGAGUUUUCAAACGCCAGCGGUGGAGAGAUCCGUUGCGAAGCCCACGGAGAGCCACCACCGCAGGUCGUGUGGGCCACCGCUGACGCCGUUCCCGUCGUCCUCGUUCCCGGCGUCCGCCUCAUCGCCGAGGACGGCGCCCUCGUGUUCCCUCCUUUUGCCGCGGAAGCUUACAGACAGGACGUACACGCAGCCUCUUACCACUGCAUCGCCUCCAACGAAAUCGGCACCGUGGCCAGCACGGACGUCCACGUGAGCGCUGUUGUGGACUACCACUACGAGCCACGCGUGCAGGAUGCCUUCGUGAUCCGGGGAAAUACAGCCGUGCUCAAGUGUUACGUGCCCUCCUACAUUCGCCAGCAUACGGUGGUUGACGCCUGGAUCCGGGAUGACGGCUUUACCAUCAACGCCUCGGGAAACAAAGAGGACCGCUACUCCCUUCUGGACAGUGGUGAAUUGCUGGUGCACAACACAACGGCAGCAGACUCCGAUCGCAGUUACCGUUGCCGAACGCGACAUCGCCUCACAGGACAUUUGGCUUCCAGCACUGUGGCAGGAAAAAUAUUUGUAUCUGAUGCCCAUGCUGUCACCCAAGUGAAAGUGACGCUCAGCCUUUCCGAUGUGUUAACGACAGUGGGAGCUCACGUCGACUUGCCUUGCGUGUCCCACGGAUAUCCACUUCCUCGCUACAUGUGGUACCACGAAGACCGUAGUGGCAGGCGUUUCGCCGUCGCCGAGUCUGACCGGCUGCAGUUUACCAACGGGGUUCUCAGCAUCCUCGGCGUCAACGUGCUGGACACUGGCCGAUACACCUGCGUCGCCAGGAACACCGCAGGGGAGCAGACGAUUCAAACCGUGCUGUCGGUUGCAGUUCCCCUGAGCGCACGGCUGGAGCCUGAACUGCAGACAGUGGCCAUCGGCUUGCCAGCUGAGUUUAACUGCACCGUGGACGGGCAGCCCAUCAACCGGGUCACGUGGCGAAAGGACGGCGCACCGCUGCUGCCUGACGGUCGCGUCGAGCUGCUUGCGGAGCACAGGCUCUUACGCAUCCGGACUGUGCGCCGAGAAGACGCCGGCAUGUACCAAUGCUUCGCUGCUAACGACCACGACUCUUGCCAGGCUGCAGCGAGGCUAAAGCUAGACGACAUGUCACCAGCCUUAGAAGAGACAUUCGCAUCGGUGACCGUAAAGCGAGGGGACGCGGUGUCGCUCCGGUGCCGUGCACGUGGCAGUCCAACUCCCGAGAUCAGCUGGGCCAUCGACGGCGACUUUCUGUACCCGUCGCAAAGACUCAAGAUCAACGCCGAGCGGGCCGCAUCUGACGUGGAAUCCGUGCUCAACAUCUCAGAUGCGAGACUGGAGGACAGCGGGGAGUACAGCUGUGUGGCGCGCAACGACAUUGCCACCGACGCUCACUCGGCGAGAGUGGACGUUGAAGGAGCGCCUUUCGUGCGACCCCUGCGUAACGUCACCGUGGUUUCCGGCACCCUGCUGACCCUACGUUGUCCUUACGGCGGCUAUCCCAUAGAGUCCCUCAUCUGGCGGAAAGCGGGCAUGGUGCUUCCUGUGAACUAUCGCCAGUCCGUGGACAAUAGAGGGCGCCUUCUGGUUCAACAGGCGCAGAAGUUUGGCGAUGAAGGCGAAUACACGUGUGCCAUCACGGGACAAUCACAGCUCGUCGCCAGCGGCUCGACCUACGUUUCCGUAGUCGUGGCUCCAACGAUCGAUGAGCACUUCUUUCCCGACGUAGUCAAAGUGGAGGAGGGCAGCCGGUCUCGUCUCAUGUGCUCCGUGUCCAAAGGCGACCCUCCGCUGCGCUUCCGCUGGUUGAAGAAUGGCCUCAGGAUCGGCUCUCAUGGCGAGCGAGUCAUCGAGACCACUGACGACUCGUCCAUCAUCAAGAUCGGCCGGGUUCGAUUUGCGGACCACGGCGAGUACACCUGUUUCGUCUCCAACGAUGCCUCUUCUGUCAACCGCAGCGUGGAGCUCGUCGUGCAUGUGAGUCCUCGCUGGAAAAUAGAGCCACAAAACGCGUCGGCCGUUUUAACGUCGACAGUCAUCCUGCAUUGUUCAGCGGACGGUCAUCCGCCACCCGUCGUGACGUGGAAGAAAGGUGAAAGAAGCUACCCGCGAAACUUCUCGUAUAUCCACUACAACUUUCGGAACCACCAGUUCAAUAACGGCAGCUUGCUUAUACGGGAAGUUGAAGAAGCGGAUGGAGGCUUCUAUUUGUGUGAGGCAGACAACGGCAUCGGAGCAGGCAUCAGCAGACUUGCCCACCUCAAAGUGAAAGUUCCACCCAAGUUCAAAGAAAAGCACCGCAGACUCCUGGUGAAGAAAGGUGAAAACCUGCAAGUCCACUGUCAAGCUGUCGGUGAUCCCCCGACUGUCUACAUUUGGGAAAAAAAUCAGAAGCCUAUCGACACGGAAAGGUACCACAUAAAAACUGGAGAAGGAUCCGGCGGAAAGACUUAUUCUGUGUUGGACAUGCAAGAACCAACACGCGACGAGUCGGGAGUGUAUUCCUGCAAAGCCAAAAACGACCACGGGGAAGAUACAAGCCAUAUCCAAGUGAUCGUUCAAGAGCCACCAGAUGCCCCAGUGGGACUGCAAGUGACCAACUACACAAGUCGCUCUGCAACAGUGCAGUGGCAAACUCCGUAUAAUGGCAACAGCCCCAUCACCCGAUACCUCCUUCACUACAAGCUCCUGAAAGACCCCUGGAAUGGACCCGUAUCCGUCUUAGUCAUCCUCGGUUCCGACACGCAAAGCACUGUCCGUGGGCUCCAACCAGUCACCGAGUAUGCUCUUCGGGUUUCCGCCGAAAAUGCCCUUGGACCAGGAGAACACAGCGAACAGGUGGUGGCCACCACCCUCGAAGAAGCUCCAUCUGGUGCACCGUUAUCACUCACCGUGCACACAACGGGUUCACAGUCUCUCAAGGUUUCAUGGAAGGCGCCGAAGAGGGAGCAGCAGCACGGCACCAUCUUGGGAUACCGCGUCGGUUACCGCGUUGCCCACAGUGACGACAGCUUCCAGUUCAAGCAGGUCGAGGCACGCGCUGUGGCCGCAUAUGCCGGAGUUUCCUCCGGGCGCAAGCAGGCCGAUGAGAGAGAUCUCCAUCAAAGAGAGCAAGAGUAUGUGGAGACAACGUACCUGACGAACCUGCACCGCCUCACCAAGUACGGCGUCGUGGUUCAGGCCUACAACGCAGCCGGCACGGGACCUGCUUCCGACGAGGUUAUUGCCACCACUCUUGAAUCAGCCCCGCCUACAUCGCCCAGCAUAAAGGCCCUUCCACUCUCAAACUCGUCUCUGCUGGUGCAGUGGGAAAGGGAGAAGAAAGACGAUUAUUCAGCGACGGAGUACGUGCUACACUAUGGCACCGAGCUCGGCGAGUGGAACAAGCUGUCCCUGAACUCGUCCAAGCAGUCGUUCGUUCUGGAUGGCCUCAAGUGCGGCACAACGUAUCGUCUCUACAUGACCGCCUCCAACAGCAUUGGCACUGGAGAGCCUGGGGCGGAAGUCAUCGUGCGCACAAACGGCGCAGCUCCAAUAUCUCCGCAAAGCGACAAAUUUGUCACCACGAACGCGACCAGUGCUGCGCUGCACCUGGCUUCUUGGAUGACCACCGGCUGCCCCAUCACAAGUUUUGCCGUCCAGUACCGGCCGAGGUUCCACAAGGCGUGGCUUCUGGCCGCCGACGCCCUGAGUGCGGGCACGCGUGUUUACGUCAUCACCGACCUCGCGCCUGGCCGACAGUACCAGGUGCGCGUGGUGGCACACAGUGACGCGGGUGCAACGCAGGCCGAUUUUCCCUUCCGUACGGCGACGCUGCCCGCCAGUGUGUCAACGCAGACUCCAACUGCAAUCAAGGACCAGUCGACGGUGCCAUUUCACCUGAAUGCUUCGAUGGUGGCUCCGCUAGCGGUGUGUGUGAUUUUAAUACCCGUUGCCGUCCUUCUCAUCCACAUCUACUUCAAGAGGCAUCGGUCACGCAGGAGCAGAGCCAGCGAACACGAGAGUCCCGACCCGGGCAAACAGUAUUUCCAAGACGCGGUGAUCCUGUCCGUCUUCAACCAGAAGGAACCGGCCCUCAAGAACAGUGUAGCAGGCUCCGCGUACUACGCUUCGAUGUCCAACAAGACACUGCCAUUAUCCAUAAAGAAUCACAGGAGAUCGAUAGAUCAAGAAAAGUGGGAUGCACUGGCUGUGGCUGAGGCGCUGUGAAAAGUCAACUCGGGGGACUGAAGCUGACCUUUGUUGGCUAACUCUCUGGGAGAACCUCCUCACGCAGCUAUUGCACUCAUAAAUGGAGACACGAACGCCAGCGCACCUAGACAGUGCAUCGACUACGUGCUACAGCCUGAGGAUUGUGCCAAGCAUCAAGGGCAACUACUGCCAGACUCUUAAUUUCUGUCAACAGAACGUGAACUGCUCUGGUGCUACUUUGGCAGCAUAAACUAAGACUUCACACGUUGGCCCUCUCUCCGUGUUGGGCGGUGUCGGAGACUUACCUGGAAGGAAAUUGCUAGAGCUGCUGUGAUGGUGAUGAACGAUCACUCUACGCAGUGCCGGCUGUGCUAUGGACAAGGAACGUACCGGAAGAAGGAAAUACCGCACAUUGUUCGCUUUCUUGCGAAGAAAUGUUGAUUCACUCGUUUAUAUCCCCACUAUCGGGAAAGUGACAGUUGUGCCUUCUCUAUGCUCUGUUUGAAGCCAUUAAAAAGAGCAUCAUUGUUCA
Messenger RNA from Dermacentor silvarum, 5559 nucleotides. RefSeq names its product Down syndrome cell adhesion molecule. The record is from RefSeq and is a predicted model, not a curated record. Gene Ontology annotation, biological process: homophilic cell-cell adhesion; axon guidance; dendrite self-avoidance. Gene Ontology annotation, cellular component: axon; plasma membrane. Bases 477 to 5045 code for a protein of 1522 amino acids. The transcript is spliced from 26 exons. Gene Ontology annotation, molecular function: cell-cell adhesion mediator activity. NCBI's taxonomy places the organism in Eukaryota, Metazoa, Arthropoda, Arachnida, Ixodida, Ixodidae.